This is a messenger RNA of Penaeus indicus, 506 nucleotides long. Its product is annotated as longitudinals lacking protein-like. The record is from RefSeq and is a predicted model, not a curated record. NCBI's taxonomy places the organism in Eukaryota, Metazoa, Arthropoda, Malacostraca, Decapoda, Penaeidae. The annotation marks the transcript as partial. Gene Ontology annotation, molecular function: protein binding. Gene Ontology annotation, cellular component: nucleus. Gene Ontology annotation, biological process: regulation of transcription by RNA polymerase II. The transcript has 3 exons.
GACGCAAUGAGUUCAUUGACCGUCUCGAAAACAUGUCAUGAGUGGCUUUAGUGCGACUUUUGUGAUAUUUUCAGCGCCUCCGCUUAAAAUACUGGGCGCAUGUAGAUUUAAGUAGUAAGCAGCACAUGAUCGCCAUGGGUAGUGACCAACACUUUUGCCUGCGGUGGAACAACUUUCACAGCAACAUAGCCACGUCGUUUGAGCACCUCCGAGACCAUGAGGACUUCGUGGACGUGACGCUGGCAUGCGAGGGGCGCAGUCUGAAGGCACACAAGGUGGUCCUCUCGGCCUGCUCACCCUACUUCAGAAAUUUGCUCAAGCAAAAUCCUUGCCAGCACCCAAUAAUAAUCUUGCGAGAUGUGGCAUUUGUGGACAUGUCUGCACUUCUCAGUUUUGUGUAUCAAGGGGAGGUUUAUGUAUCUCAGGACAGACUCACAACUUUCUUACGCACAGCUGAGAUGCUUCACAUAAAGGGACUGACGGAACAGAAUCAACAGCAAUCUCAU